Messenger RNA from Papaver somniferum (opium poppy), 828 nucleotides. RefSeq lists its product as uncharacterized. NCBI's taxonomy places the organism in Eukaryota, Viridiplantae, Streptophyta, Magnoliopsida, Ranunculales, Papaveraceae. Gene Ontology annotation, molecular function: RNA-DNA hybrid ribonuclease activity; nucleic acid binding. The coding region runs from base 1 to 828 and encodes 275 amino acids. The record is from RefSeq and is a predicted model, not a curated record. The transcript has a single exon.
AUGGAGCAUUUAUUAUUCAGCUGCAGUCAUGCUCGCAAAGUCUGGAAAUUGAUGAAUAUUAAUGUGGAUGAAGUUCACAGUAGAGGAAUAAGUGUAUCUCAGUGGGUAGAAAGUUGGUUUAUAAAAAAUAAUGGUAUGGAUGAUGAAAAAUUACUACACACUAUGAUGAUAAGUGCUUGGAUAAUAUGGAAAGAUAGGUGCGAUGUGGUAUUCCAGGGAGUUUCUCUAAACCCUUUUGAUUCAAUGCAUAAGAUUCAUUAUCACCUGCAAUCUCAUCUUCCUGACUUGCCUGCAUAUAUGCAUCUUAAUACCACAUAUAGAGUUUCUCAUUGGCAACCUUCCAUGCACGAUACAUUAAAAUUUAAUGUAGACGCCUCCUUUAAUCAUGAUACUAAUCAGCUUGGUACUGUUAUUGUCUUACGUUCACACACAAGUACAUGCGAAGGAAUUAAAGGACGCUUCGCAGAUGGAAUUCUAAGUCCGGAGAUGGGAGAAUGCAUGGAAAUACGUGAAGCUCUUGCGUGGGCUAAAGAGAAGCAGUUCACAAAGAUUCACAUAGAAGCUGAUGCGAAACUGGUUAUUCAGUCAAUAACAAAUAAUGUUCUCCUCAUACAAUGGGAGAAUAGAAAUUUACUUAAGGAGAUAAAACAUUUAAGUUCAAGUUUUUCAAUAUGUAGUUUUUCUUAUGUAAGAAGAGAUGGCAAUCAGGUGGCUGACGCAGUUUCUAGAUCUGUGAGGGAAACAACCAUCAAUUUAGAACUCACAAAUAAUUUCCCUGAAGAUAUAUGUACUCUUCUGGCAAGGGAAUACACCCUUGCUAUCAAUUAA